AUGGGUACCAUGAAACAAACAGCUCCAAUAUUUAGUCUGCACGGAAUCAUCGGAAAAGCUUUUUCCGGUUUGGUCGAUGUGCAAUUAGCGAAGCGUGAGGGACGAAAUAAUUUUAGUGCUUUGCGUAUUAUAUCCUUAGAAGUUGUUGAUUAUGAAACUAUAAAGAAAGAAGUUUGGUUUCUGAAUUGGCUUUCGCAUCCAAAUCUUGCUUCUAUUGAAGAAUCUGUCACAGUGGGCUUUGAUGUGUAUAUUUUUUCCUCAUAUUAUGAUCUAGUAUUUAGUUCUGCAGGAUCAGUUCUUCACAUUAUUCAAACUCAUUGCAAAUAUGGCCUUCCAGAAAAAGCCAUCGCACAAAUUUUAAAAAAUUUGCUUUUGGCUGUACAGUAUUUACAUGGUCAAAAAAUCGUUCACAGAUCCAUUCGUUGUAGUCAUGUUCUUCUCGCUUCAAAUGGACAGGUGAAACUUUCGGGUCUGCGGAAUUGUGCGUUUUUGAAGCACAAUCAUUUAACGGGGGCAAAAAAUGUUUUACACGAUUUUAAUGAGGAUCUUGUGGAAGGAUUGUUGUGGUUGGCUCCCGAAGUGCUCAAGCAGGAUCUCAAUGGUUAUGGUUUGCUUUCUGAUGUCUACAGUAUUGGUAUAACAUUAUGUGAAAUGGCUAAUGGAUUCCCACCGUUCUUUGACAUGGAUCGAUUACAAAUGCUUUACGAGAAAAGUAAAGGAACAAGUCCCAGGUUACUGGAUUGCACGACCUUAGUUGAAGAUGAAAACUUUGUAUCAAAUCAAAAUCAAAGAAGAAACCGACGCUUUACUGAACACUUUCAUGCUUUUGCGAAUAUCUGUUUAAAGCCUAGUCCAGAACAUCGGCUGCCGAUUUUAAAGUUAUUAUCUCACACAUUUGUUCGUUCCAUCAAAAAGAAUCGGUCUUUUCUAUCUCUGAUUCCCAAUAUCUCGCCAGUUCAUAAAGAUAAAGCUGAAAUGAUGCCAGAAGUCAAUGCAAGUAGGUCGCACUCGCCAGCAGCCUUGAGUUGGAGGUUUGAAAAUUAG
This is a messenger RNA of Dracunculus medinensis (Guinea worm), 1044 nucleotides long. The record is from the annotation of a GenBank genome assembly. NCBI's taxonomy places the organism in Eukaryota, Metazoa, Nematoda, Chromadorea, Rhabditida, Dracunculidae.